AUGGCAAUGAUGAGGAUAUAUGAAAACCUGAACGCAGGUCAUGGCAUGGGAACAACGCAGACGAUCCGACAAAGACUGAAUGAGAAGGCACAGACUAAAUACACACAGGAGGCUAAUGAGAGAAUUUUAAGUGAAGAAUGGAGGAAAAUGCAGUGGACUGGCAAAACCAAUGAUCUCCAGAGCAUAAAUAAUUACCAGCCUCAUAACUCUGAGCUCCAGCACCUCAGAAUUCUUCUUCAUGGACCCGUUGGUGCCGGCAAGUCCAGCUUCAUCAACUCAGUUGACGCUCUUUUACAAGGCAGAAUGGCCGCAAAUGCUUUGGCAGAUGCAAUUUCUGGAAAGAGCUUCACUAAAACAUAUGAAACUUUCAAAAUCCAAAAAGGAGGACCAGGAACUUUUUAUCCUUUUGCCUUCACUGAUAUCAUGGGCCUUGAGAAGGACACAGGAGUUAAGGUGGAAGACAUCAUACUGGCCAUGAAGGGGCACGUGAAGGAUGGUUACAAGUUCAAUCCUCAAUCUUCAUUAUCUGAACAUGAUCAUGAGUACAUCAAGGAGCCCACUCUAAAUGACAAAGUUCAUGUUUUAGUGUCUGUGAUCGAUGCCAACAAAAUAAAACUUAUGAGUGAUGAUAUAAUAAAACAGAUGAGGACUGUCAGACUUGCAGCCAGGGACAUGGGAAUUCCCCAAAUGGCAAUUCUCACCAAAAUUGAUGAAGCCUGUCCAGAAGUCAAAAAAAAUAUAAGAAAUGUGUAUAAGAGCACCUGGUUGAAGGAACAGAUGGAGACAGUCAGUGUGACAUCGGGUAUUCCACUGUACUGUAUCUUUCCUGUCAAGAACUACCACUCUGAGAUCCAAACCGAUGAUGACGUCAACACACUGAUACUGGCUGCUCUGAAGCAGAUGAUCGACUUUGGAGAGGACUACGUCAACAAACUGCAGACCUGCUGA
Molecule: messenger RNA, 948 nt
Organism: Pelmatolapia mariae (spotted tilapia)
Lineage: Eukaryota; Metazoa; Chordata; Actinopteri; Cichliformes; Cichlidae
Product: interferon-induced protein 44-like
Exons: 7
Coding region: 1-948 (315 amino acids)
Biological process (GO): immune response
Source: RefSeq, a predicted model, not a curated record